CACCUGCCACGUGCAUCAAUAUAAAGACGAGAUUGGACACAUAUAAGGUUUAUUAAUUGGCUAAUACACAACCAUCAUGGUGAGAGUACUGUCAAGAAUAUUUGAAAAAAGUUUUUUGAAAAAAAUGUUCAUAUUACAAAUUCUGCUGUUUGGCUUAUAUGUAAUAAACAGAAGGUCACAGACGGUUGAAUCUACCACUGACGUAAAAAACUAUAUUCAAAGGUCAAAUGUUAUUGUUAAUCCUGAUCCUGAUCUGCGAUUUGCGCAUGCUACCUUGAAACCAAUAGAUUUAAUUCGAUUUGAUUGUGGUGAACUUUGCAACACAUCUAGAAAAGGUCAACCUGGUCCUUACUUUGACCAUGUUACGGCAAAUAUAAAUUGUGAAGCACUAUUUAGUAACGAAUACAUAGACAGCGGGCAUGGGUUGGCACGUGCGCCAAAGGAAAUUCCCAAAGAACUUAUGGAUGAAUACACAAUGAAUGGUAGAGUUGGUAUAAAGAAAUGGUAUUUUGAUGAACAGUAUCUAGGCAAAAAAGCAUUCACACCAGUGUGGACGGAGGAAAUGAUAGAGAAAAACAUCAAAGAAGCAAAAGCGCAAAAACUAUUCAGUCCGUACGGUCUUGCCAAAAUAAACGCUUUGCGUGAUGGGUUGAAACAUGCACCUGGAAUCCAAGAUGGACGAGUUCUUGUUAUAGGUUCCGAACGGCCUUGGGCAGAAGCAUGUGUGUUAGAAGCAGGAGCACGCGAAAUCCUGACUUUGGAGUAUGGAAAAAUAAUUUCUACGCAUCCUAAAGUAAAAACCAUCGUUCCGCUUGAUUUCCGAAUGCGGUAUCUCAAUAACACUUUGGGAGAAUUUGAUGCAGUCGUUACAUUUAGUUCAGUUGAACAUUCUGGCCUCGGUAGAUACGGCGACGCCCUCAAUCCAUGGGGAGACAUUAUUGCAAUAGCAAGAGCUUGGUGUGUUACAAAACCUAAAGGAUCCCUCACAUUAGGUGUUGAAUAUAAAUAUGAAGGCGAAUACAUAGCAUUUAAUGCACAUCGUUAUUAUGGUAAAAUACGGUAUCCAUAUUUAACAACAAACUGGAAACAAUACUAUAAAGGGAUAGGAACACAACUUGUUCAUGUUUUUGUUAAAUAAAUAAAUAUGUUAGA
Messenger RNA from Mytilus californianus (California mussel), 1152 nucleotides. RefSeq lists its product as uncharacterized. The record is from RefSeq and is a predicted model, not a curated record. Lineage: Eukaryota; Metazoa; Mollusca; Bivalvia; Mytilida; Mytilidae. The transcript has 2 exons. The coding region runs from base 77 to 1138 and encodes 353 amino acids.